Molecule: messenger RNA, 2263 nt
Organism: Corticium candelabrum
Lineage: Eukaryota; Metazoa; Porifera; Homoscleromorpha; Homosclerophorida; Plakinidae
Product: nicastrin-like
Exons: 21
Coding region: 33-2081 (682 amino acids)
Biological process (GO): protein processing
Cellular component (GO): plasma membrane
Source: RefSeq, a predicted model, not a curated record
CCGGGCUCUAGAAUGUCAAUUUGACUCACGAAAUGGUUCCAUUCAAUUACUUACUUCUCGCAUCGUUCUUGGCUCUACUCUCGCAAGGGGUCGGCGACACGGCCCAACGCGACACUCUCUACAAGAAAAUCUACAGAACUAUUAAUCUGAGAGACUACUGCGUUCGACUAACGAAUGCUACGCAUGCCAUCGGUUGUGGAACUUCUGAAAGUGGCACCACUGGCACCAUACAUUUCGUUAACGACGACGACGACGACGACGUUCAAUACGUAAGUUCGUCAGGCAAGCAUCCACCCUAUGCUGUCGUCAUACAACUCAACGCGUUCAACAGUGGAUUAAUUCGUCGGUUUGUCAAUUCGUCUGCUCGUAUUGCUGGCGUUCUGAUCAACGGGACGUUGCAGCAGCCGUCAGAAGGCAAUCAGUCUCCUGCACUUGAGUGUCCGAAUCAACAGUUUGGUCUCUAUUCCGACACCAAGUGCAGUCCUGUAUGGAACGAACAUGCUUCUGGGUUAUCAUACGAGUCGUUUCCGUUUCCCAUCUAUAUCCUGAAUGCGGAGGACAUGGAAGAUAUUUAUGAUUGCUACAAAAAGUUCAACGUUCCAGUCAAAGAUGACACUAUUACAUAUCCACUCUGUAAAGUCAACAUGCAGUCAUUCAUGUAUGCAGCGGGAGACACAACGACAUGCAUGAGAAGGAGUAACGGUCUCUUUGGUGCCGUCUUUUGUGAUCCAUUGGAAAACCCUCAAGUGUGGGGUUCUCUCUUUCCAUUAGUUCAACAGGAAGGUGAUUCGUCUGUCAGUCGAGAGAUUGUUUUUCUAGCUGCCAAGAUGGACACGUCUGCAUUCUUCCAUCAGAUGGCAUACGGUGCAGAGAACGACGCCACAGGAAUAGUCGUCUUGUUUGCAGCAUUAGAGGCAAUAGGAGAACAGAAACGAAAAAAUAGACUGAAGCAAGAAGCCAUGAAACCAAUAGUCUUCACAUUUUUCAAUGGGGAAGAAUGGGACUACAUUGGAUCAUCUCGUAUGGUCUAUGACAUGGUUAAGGGGAAAUUUCCUGAUAUUGAAAACGGACCAGCUGAUUUCAAUCUGAUGGAUAUCAAAUAUUUCUUAGAAUUACGUCAACUAGGACUCUCAAGUGGUGGAAUGUUCUACGGCCAUCAACCCAACGAUACUAGGUCACCACAAGAUACUUCAAAUACGCUUUUCAACACUCUCCAAGAGAAUGCAGUGAAGUCUGAUUGGGUUCUGGAGGAGGUGAAGGAAACAAGCAGCAGUCAACUUCCACCCGCCAGCCUUCAGUCUUUCUUGAAGGCUUCGACAAAUAUUGCUGGUCUCGUUCUCACUGACCACCAUGAACAAUUUGCAAACAAGUUUUACGGAUCAAUAUUUGAUAGUGAAUAUUAUGUCUAUCCAAACUGUACGAAUUUGCCUCUUACAAGAAAUCUUACAAAUGUUGCUAGUGCUGUUGCUCGUACUGCUCUACGAUUGGCAGGAGUAGACGAUGGCAUCAUAGAGAAUGUGACUGCUAAGGAAGAUACGAUUAAGCAGCUUUUGUGUUGCUUUCUCCACAACUCGAAUUGCACAUACUUUCAGGAUCUGCUAGCAACAGACGAUCAACGGGACAAACUGACAACCAAUGUUCCUCUUGUUCGUUACGUCAGUGUUGAUGGAAGUACACCGUUUGUUGAGUCAAUCAUCAAGCUGCUGGCCGUUCGUUUUAGUGGACGACUGGCUAGUGGUUAUGAGCACACGAAGUGUCCGAGUGACGGAACAGAUCUACGUAAAUGGUAUACAAUGCAAAAUGCUGAUAAUCACAGCAGGAUUCAGUGCCAUGAGGCUUACGUUUAUGAAUACACCGUGAAGUCACCCGCGUUUGUUGAUGGCAACUACGACAAAGAGAAGAAUCAGUAUUCUACGUGGGCCGAGAGUGUUUGGGACACGCCGACUGUCGUCAUGUAUGUUGUCUCGGACGACCAGCUGGAGGAUGUCACCCUGGGAGUCGGUUGUAUGGUGUUGGUCGUCUGGUUCGCUCUCGUUUUCUUCGUCACUCGACGAAUUGAGAAAGUGUUUAUCGAACAGUAGUGUGUUACACAUGUUAGUCUAGCCGCAUUUUUACACUCGUGUAUGAUUAUGUUUAUAGAAUUUGUCGAUUCAAUAUAAUAAUGAUUGUUGUAAGGUAAGCCGCGCAAUGUUUAGGCAUCCAAGGCAAAUUAUUUAUAUUAAUUAUUGAAGUAGUGGUCUUCAAUACGCGCAUUUUCUUCUAU